This is a messenger RNA of Tilletiaria anomala UBC 951, 3640 nucleotides long. RefSeq lists its product as uncharacterized. The record is from RefSeq and is a predicted model, not a curated record. Gene Ontology annotation, biological process: chloride transport; transmembrane transport. The transcript is spliced from 5 exons. Bases 223 to 3492 code for a protein of 1089 amino acids. Lineage: Eukaryota; Fungi; Basidiomycota; Exobasidiomycetes; Georgefischeriales; Tilletiariaceae. Gene Ontology annotation, cellular component: Golgi apparatus; early endosome; membrane. Gene Ontology annotation, molecular function: voltage-gated chloride channel activity.
UACACACAGUAGCUAGCAACCCCAACAAGAGUGACCCUCAUCAUCAUCAACCAAGACAUAACCCCUUCACUUGCAUUCGACCGCGGGGAAGGCAAGGGCUAAUAUUUAUGAGAGACGCAGGCAGCAGGGAACAGCACUUUCCAUCUCUCCCCCCUCUAUCUUGCACCUUGGCCUCGGCUACGUCGCAAACCUCUGCACCUGCAAGUCCAUCCGUCGUUCACUAUGACUGAGCACGCCUGGAACGUCGAGACUGAUGCCUCUGUCCAAGUCAAUGUCAACGCCGAAGAGACGCGCGGCCGCAGCGUCAGCCGUAACGAGGAGAACGGCACGCAUGGAGAUCACGCCGAGCAAGAGGUGACCGAGACAUCUGCGUUGCUUGGAUCGAAUCACGUGGAGAGCGCGAGUCGGCAUCGUCUGAACAGAAGCAGAUCGUAUAUGGAGCAGACCGAAUCAAUCGGGCGGAGCCUCCUGCGAAGCAGCGGUCGCCCCUUGAGCUUCCUGGGCGAGCGUAUCAGUCAGCAGCUGUCACCCGCCCGACCCAGCUUCCCGUCCAGCAUCAGCGCCUGGCCGCAGCCGCGACAGCGCAGUCACCGCAGUGCUUCCGCAUACGACGAGCAGACGUUCCAGGACGACCUCGUCGCACGCGAUAUUGGCAACGGUGUGCGCGUCUGGUACGAGUCGUACACCACCAUCGACUGGAUCCACGACGCCAUCAAGGAGUCUUCCCGCCUGCGCAGGCUGCGCGAAUUCAAGGGCAUCCGUGGCGCCGCGCGCAACGCGUGGGACCGCUUCCAGGGCUGGCUCGUCGUCUCCAUCAUUGGCGUCCUCACCGCCUUCAUCGCAGGCGGCGUCGUGCAGUCCGAAGCGGUCCUCUUCGACUUCAAGGAGGGCUACUGCGAGCGAGAUUGGCGCCUCGCAAAGCGCUUCUGCUGCCCGUACGCCAACCAUCCCGACUACGACAAGGGAAGCGUGGCAUUGGCUGCGGCAGGCGCACCAGGCCUGCAGACGCCUCGUUGGAGUUACAAGAGCGCAUUCGCCGGAACGCGCAUCAAUCCUUCCGGCAGCGGUAUGGCGAGCUUGAUGUCGAACGGCAUCGGCACCGGCUUUGGAGGAAGCAUGUUGGCUGGUUGGGCUGGUCCAGUCGCGGGAAGUCCGGCGUGGAAGAAAGUCGCUGUUGGCGCCGGCGCGGGUGCCGUCAAUGCCUCUCGCUCAGCUGCUACCACCAUGCUUGGCGCGCUCAGGAUAGACCCGAGCAGCGAGAAUGAAUCCUGCCCGGGAUGGGUCACCUGGUCUCACGCCUUCAAAAUAGACGGAAAGGAGGGUUGGAUCUUCGAGCACGGAAUAUACCUCGUCAUCGCCAUUUUAUGGGCCACCAUCGCCUCUCUCCUCACUAUCUAUUUGACGUCUUCUGAGUUGUACCUUGCACCCAAGUCCCCUGCCGUCGACGCGUCGAAACCCUCGACCCGGUCCGGCACGCAUGGCGCGCAAGGAGACCACGCGCGAGACGACACGGGAAACGGACAUUCUGCAGCCGCCUACAGCAUCAACGGGUACGGAGCCAUCGAUGACGCUCCUGCUCGCGACUUGGCAGAUGUCGGAAACACCACUGCACUCCCGCCAAAACUGCUGUCGCAAAUCGCACAGGAACAACGCGCCGCGGGUGCGUUGCCGCCUAGAAAGGUGCUGUACUUCGGCAGCGGCAGCGGGAUCAGCGAAAUCAAGGUCAUCCUCAGCGGCUUUGUUAUUCAUGGCUAUCUUGGGUUUUGGACUCUGUUCACCAAAGCGGUCGGCCUCACGCUCUCGGUCGCCUCUGGUCUGAGUCUGGGUAAGGAGGGUCCGUUCGUGCACAUGGCCUCUUGCGUAGGGAACAUCGUCUGCCGCAUGUUUGACAAGUUCCACAAGAACGAGGGCAAACGUCGCGAGAUGCUUUCGUGCGCCUGUGCCGCUGGUGUCGCCGUCGCAUUCGGCGCGCCCGUCGGUGGUGUCCUAUUCUCGCUCGAAGAAGUGUCGUCGUACUUCCCCGCCAAGGUCAUGUUUCGCUCCUUCUUCUGCGCCAUGGUCGCCGCAGCGACGCUAAGGGCCAUCGACCCGUUCGGCACGGGCAAGAUCGUCCUGUUCCAGGUGACAUACGACAAGGACUGGCACUCGCACGAGCUCGUCUUCUUUGUCCUCAUUGGCAUCUUUGGCGGUCUUUACGGCGCAGUCUUCACGAAGCUCAACAUGAUGUGGACCAAGAAUGUCCGUGCCAAGUCGUGGAUGGCACGCAGGCCUGUGCUCGAGAUCGUCUUGAUCACAAUCAUCACGCUGAUUGCCUCGUUUUUCAACGGGUACAUGAAGAUGGGAGGCGCAGAGCUGAUCGCGGACCUGUUCAGCGAAUGCCAUGAACACGAGUCGCUCGAUGGUCUCUGCGUCGCGACGCCGUCCCAGAUCAGGCCAUUAAUCGGUUCUCUCGCAUAUGCCAUGGUUGCCAAAGGCUUGCUGACUGUCAUUACCUUCGGCAUCAAACUCCCGGCUGGCAUCUUCAUCCCCACCCUGGCAGUCGGGGCUGCCUUCGGGCGCAUCGUCGGCCUGCUCCUGCAGUACACCCAGUGGACGCAGCCCGAUCUGCCCUUCUUUGACUUUUGCUCUUCAACCGACAGCGCGUGCAUCGUACCCGGCGUGUAUGCCAUGAUCGGCGCAGCGGCUGCCCUCUCCGGCGUCACACGCACCACCGUCUCGCUCGUCGUCAUCAUGUUCGAGCUGACCGGCACGCUGACGUACAGCAUCCCCGUCAUGCUCAGCAUUCUGAUUGCUCGCACAAUUGCCGACGCACUGGAGCACAAGGGCAUCUACGACCUCGUUAUCGACUUUAGUGGCCUCCCGUACCUUGAUGCAAAGGCGGAGUACAUCUGGUCAAACGUUUCCGUCUCCGACGCGAUGGACACCAACGUGGAGGUGAUCCGCCUCGAUCAGGACAACACCGUCAGCACGCUCGAGCGCAAGCUCGCCCGUCUUGCACUCGGUCUAGGCUACACCGACGGAGGCUUUCCCAUCGUCAUCCCCAAGGCGGGUGGCAAGCUCAAGAUGGUCGGCUACAUCGCCGCGCCGGAGCUGGAGCACGCGUUGCAAAAGUUGCACCAGGAGGCCGCGGGUCUCGACGCCGAAACGGUCGAGUGCACGUUUAACAAUCUGGCCUACCUUAACGUGCGGCAGUCUGAUGCGGUUUCGCCUGGCGGCGAGGGCGCUGAUGCUGAUGGCGAAGUGGGACGUAUGCGUGAUUCGAUGGUGUUCUCUCCGACCUUUGUUCAGGAUCCGAACGACUUGAGCAGGUUCGUUGACAAGGCGCCGAUAUCGGUGCAGACACAUUCGCCGCUCGAAUUAGUGCAUCAGUACUUUACCAAACUCGGCGUCAGGUACCUCGUUGUCAAUGAUGACCAGGGCAGCUACAAGGGUGUCAUUUUCAAGAAGCGCUAUCUCAAGUUCUUGGAGGAAGUACAGGCCCAAGCUCACUGAUUUACGCAGCAGCAGCUCCGUAGCCACAUGUACGAUAUCCAUGCAUACCACAUAUCGAGUCCGAGCGAGCCCAUUGUUAAGGUCAAACAUUGUACCAUAUCAUCUAAGCGUUAUCGCGGGCAAGCGGUAAAUUCAAGCUCGGCCGAAG